This is a messenger RNA of Aspergillus tanneri, 450 nucleotides long. It is a transcript of the gene CAM1, whose product is annotated as calmodulin. NCBI's taxonomy places the organism in Eukaryota, Fungi, Ascomycota, Eurotiomycetes, Eurotiales, Aspergillaceae. Gene Ontology annotation, cellular component: central plaque of spindle pole body. The record is from RefSeq and is a predicted model, not a curated record. Gene Ontology annotation, biological process: spindle pole body organization. The coding region runs from base 1 to 450 and encodes 149 amino acids. The transcript has 6 exons. Gene Ontology annotation, molecular function: calcium ion binding; enzyme regulator activity.
AUGGCCGACUCUUUGACCGAAGAACAGGUCUCCGAAUACAAGGAGGCCUUCUCUCUGUUUGACAAGGAUGGUGAUGGCCAGAUCACCACCAAGGAGCUGGGCACUGUUAUGCGCUCGCUGGGCCAAAACCCUUCCGAGUCCGAGUUGCAGGAUAUGAUUAACGAAGUUGACGCUGACAACAAUGGCACUAUCGACUUCCCUGAAUUCCUCACGAUGAUGGCCCGAAAGAUGAAAGAUACUGAUUCCGAGGAGGAAAUCCGGGAAGCUUUCAAGGUCUUCGAUCGCGACAACAAUGGUUUCAUUUCUGCCGCGGAGUUGCGUCAUGUCAUGACUUCCAUCGGCGAGAAACUUACCGAUGACGAAGUCGACGAGAUGAUUCGUGAGGCGGACCAGGAUGGCGAUGGCCGGAUUGACUACAACGAGUUUGUCCAGCUCAUGAUGCAAAAAUAA